This is a messenger RNA of Diabrotica balteata, 1963 nucleotides long. The record is from the annotation of a GenBank genome assembly. NCBI's taxonomy places the organism in Eukaryota, Metazoa, Arthropoda, Insecta, Coleoptera, Chrysomelidae.
GUUUUUGGAAAAUUAGUUUAACUACUAUUGUUUCCUCAAAUGACUUGUUUCCGACCUUCUAAGUGCUAAAUUACAACAUAUUCACAACAUAAAAUUGAGUAUGUUGUCUAAAAGUGAUAAGUUAUGUUCUAGAAAAUAUUAAGUUAGUAACUUUAAUUUAGUUUUUGUGUUAAUUUGUGAAUUUUCUGUGAAAAUGACGGUAACGUACAAUGCAGACGUCGCAACUGUGCACGGUUUGGGACCUUUUUUGAAAUUAUUAGGAAGAUGGCGAGGCAGUCUCUACAAAUUAGUAUGGCUCGACUUACUACUAUUCUUAGCUAUAUACUAUGGUUUAAAUAUAAUAUACAGAUUUAUGUUAGAUGACUCUGGACAAGUGAUUUUCCAGAAUAUCGUUCAAUACUGUGAUGAUUACGCGAAUUUGAUACCUUUAUCGUUCGUGUUAGGUUUUUAUGUCACCGUCGUGAUGAACAGAUGGUGGAGUCAAUACAGGGCGAUUCCACAUCCGGAUCCAGUAGCCGUAUUUGUUAGCGCCACUGUACAUGGGCACGACGAACGUGGUAGGGUAAUGAGAAGAACUAUCAUGCGGUACAUGUGUCUGUGUGUCACGAUGGUAUUCACGAUGAUCUCUCCUAGAGUUAAGAAACGUUUUCCUACUUUAGAUCAUUUCGUAGAGGCUGGUUUACUUCAACCCAGUGAGAAAGAUAUCAUGUCUGAUCUUAAUGUUAAAUUUCCGAAGUAUUCAAAGCACUGGUUGCCUUUAGUUUGGGCCUCCAGCAUAGUCACCAGAGCCCGCAAAGAAGGUCGGAUCAGAGACGAUUUCGCGGUUAAAACGAUCAUAGACGAAAUCAAUAAAUUUCGAGGACAAUGUGGACUGCUGAUAACCUAUGAUCACAUUAACAUUCCAUUAGUUUACACUCAGGUAGUAACAUUAGCUGUAUAUAGUUAUUUCAUUACGAAUAUAAUGGCCCACCAAUGGACCAAGGAUAACAAAUACAAAUUCGAUUUGUAUUUUCCAAUUUUUACUACUUUACAAUUUUUCUUUUACAUCGGCUGGUUGAAAGUGGCUGAAUCUAUGAUUAACCCUUUCGGGGACGAUGACGAUGAUUUCGAAGUGAAUUGGAUGGUAGAUAGAAAUCUUCAGGUAUCGUAUUUAAUAGUUGACGAAAUUCACCACGAUCACCCAGAACUAGUAAAAGACCAAUACUGGGAUGAAGUUUUUCCACAAGAAUUGCCAUACACAGAAGCCGCUCGUGCCAUCAGAGAUACCCAUCCGUUACCUUCUACCGCUAAUAUAGCAACCAGGCCGCAAGACCUAGAACUUAAUACACCUCACAACGUUCUGUAUCCGGGAACUAAAAUGGAUGAUAUGCAGUCGUACGCGACGGGGUUGGAUGGGGGUCCCAUAACGUUUUCCGCGAAGCCAAGGCCACGUUCGUUUAGAUCAAGAGGAUCCCAGAGUUCGUUGAUCGGAAAAUCUGUACCUGAUUCAAUGUCCAGACAAAAUUCGGUGACGAAUAUGUUAAAAAGGUUUUUCAGCAAAGACGAAAGCAAGACUGAUGCCAAAGUAGAGGCGAACGAGUUGAACAACUUAGUACCACAGUCUUUUCCAAAGCCAGCUGGAAGCAUAAAAAAAAUAACAGACGAUGUUAUUGAAGAGGUUGAUGAACAACAAACAAUAACGUCUCAAAGGUCAUUAAAAGAAUCUCGGCCAACGGUUAUGAGCUUAUUUGGUCCCCCAUCACCAUCUACGCCUAUAGAUGUUCCUCACUCAAAUAGUUUUCACACAUUAGACCCCAACGUAUACGAUCCCUUCGGACAUAUAUCUACAUCAGCUCCAGCUGCAUCACAUGAAGGUAACGACGAUCCAGAUAAAGUUAGCAUUGGAGGAUCCGUUACGGAUGACGAUGAUGACGACUUUUCCAGACUGAGGAAGGUCCGAGAAGAAGAACGUUUAAGCCGGUAA